ACAUAUAUUUUGGAAUCGUUUCUUGAAUUUACAGAGAUUUACAAAAAAUUGUGUACUUUUGUCAUGCCACAAUCAGAAUAUUGGCCAUUUAAGGUUCCGCUUACACCAAGUGACUCCAAUGCAGAACCAUCUGUGAUGCAAAAACAAAUCGGCGCAAUGGAAGGUGAAGUUAAGGAGAUUCAAAUGGAAUUGGAGGCAAUCAGGAGGGAUAGAAUGAACCUUCAUGCUCGGAAACCUUCAUUUGUGGUGCCUGCGGACUCUGAAGAUAUUGAGAAAAAUUUUAAAUGCUUAGAUAUGAACAAAAUUCAUGAGGAUACUAUGGAGUAUGCCAGGAUACCACAGAUAUCGAAAUUAAGAGAAGAUUUGAUAAAAGCCAAAACUGCAGCAGAAGAAGAGAGAUUUCAAAGAGAGAAAUAUGAAGGAAAGUUAAAGGACUUGGAAAUAAAACUAAAUGGGUUAUGUAGUAGUACAUUAAUCGAGGACAAUAGGAAGAAAACAAACGAAGAACUUACGUCUCUGAAAAAGCAAUUAAGGGGUAUGGGAGAAGAGAUGGAGGAGAUGAAGGUUACAAUUGCGGAGAAAGACGAGCAACUUCAAGAGUACAGAUUAAAGUAUCUUCAAGCUCAACAGCAAGUUGAGGAAUACAAAAGACAAUUCGAUUUAAUUGAGUAUGAUAACAAACAAGUUUCUGACCAGAUCCAAAUAGAAAUACAGAAAAUGAAGAUGCAAUUUCAAGAGAAAUUACAAGAGCUUGCUCCAUUACCGGACCUAUUGAAAGGUGCCCAAAUCCAAUUGCAAGAAGCGAAACAGUUGCAGAAGUUGGCUGAAGAAAAUUCACAAGAAUUAUCGAAUGAGUUACACAGGGUAAAAGAAAAGCUCGUUCUAGCAGUGAAUAAUUUAAAUCAAGAAAAAGCGGAUAAAAUUAAAUUGUUUGAAGAAAAUAAGGAAAUCAAAACUGAAUUGGAUGACAAGCGAUUAGAAAUCGAUGACUUAAAUAGAGUUCUUGAUGAUUAUAAAUGUAACAUAUUAAGGCUCGAAGAGAAGUUGUCACAACUAGAGGCUAGAUAUAAAGAAAAGGCAAGUGAGUCCAUUCAAUUGGUAAAGGAUCUGGAUGAAAUCAGAUCUGAAAGUGCGAGGUCAUUAACGAGGAAUAAGGAGAGAUCGGAUUCUUUGCGGAGAUAUAUGCAGACUCAAAUAUCGGAGUUGGAGAGACAGCUGAUACAAAGCCGAGCGCAGUGUCGGUCCUGUCUCAAGGAGAGAGAUGACAUACGUCAACGGAUGCAAAUCCAAAUAAGCAACCUUCAAGAGAACUUCGAUAUGGUUGAAAUUCGAUUGCGGACUUUGCAAAGUCAAAUCACGUCUCUGAAGAACAGCUACGCGGUGAUACUAGCUGACGAAGAUGACACCGAUAUCAACAAGAUUGUUACAACUACUUGUGAUUAAAUUUUGAAUUUCGAAUUGUUUUUUGUAACGCGAAUAUCAAAACAGAAUGUUUUUAAUGUACAAUAGUUAUGUUAUAUUCAUUAAAAUAAAAGCUGAUAUACUCUGUAAA
Pieris rapae (cabbage white) is the source of this 1552-nucleotide messenger RNA. Its product is annotated as outer dense fiber protein 2-like. NCBI's taxonomy places the organism in Eukaryota, Metazoa, Arthropoda, Insecta, Lepidoptera, Pieridae. Gene Ontology annotation, cellular component: centrosome. The transcript has 11 exons. The record is from RefSeq and is a predicted model, not a curated record. Gene Ontology annotation, biological process: regulation of cilium assembly. Bases 64 to 1443 code for a protein of 459 amino acids.